Rotaria sp. Silwood1 is the source of this 564-nucleotide messenger RNA. The record is from the annotation of a GenBank genome assembly. Lineage: Eukaryota; Metazoa; Rotifera; Eurotatoria; Philodinida; Philodinidae.
AUGAUUCAUGAUCGAUUUGUAUGUCCAAAUGAUCGUCAAUUAGAACUUCGAUCAAAAAUUAAUUCAGGUUGGUCAUAUUAUACUUAUAUUCAAUCAAUAAUUCCUCAAUAUAAUAAUAAUAUUAUAAAUAAUAAUCUCAAUCAAAAAUCUUUAACUGAUCAGGAAAUCGAACAUAUUAAAAAUGUUCUUAAACGUGAUCAACGUAUUCAAUAUAUUGAACAGGAACGUAUUGGUAAAUUAAUUGAUCGUCUUAAUAAAAUGAAAAAAAAUGCAACUGGUAAUGGUUUAACAGAAUGUAUUUUAUGUUCGAAUAAAAGAGGAAUAUUAUCACGAUCAUUUGUUUCAUGUUUUGAUUGUAAAAAAUUAGUAUGUUAUUAUUGUUCAAUUCAAACACAUUUUAAUCAAAAUAUUAUAUCAUUAUGCAAGAUUUGUAGUGAAAAUCGUCAAUUAUGGAAAAAAUCUGCUGCUUGGUUUUUUCGUUCUUUACCUAAAUGUUCAAAUCUUCCCUUAAAUAUUAAUUCAUCUCCAUCAAUUAUAUCAUCACAAUAUAUCAAAACAAGUUAG